Molecule: messenger RNA, 1411 nt
Organism: Phacochoerus africanus (Common warthog)
Lineage: Eukaryota; Metazoa; Chordata; Mammalia; Artiodactyla; Suidae
Gene: MRPL45
Product: mitochondrial ribosomal protein L45
Exons: 8
Coding region: 15-1004 (329 amino acids)
Cellular component (GO): mitochondrion
Source: RefSeq, a predicted model, not a curated record
GCUAGCUCCACCCUAUGCGCCUUCUUUCCUGCCCCAGGCUCAUCACUUUCAGUCUCCAUCCCAGCUGCCUUUGCGUGAGCAAAAUGGCAGCCCCCGUAACACGGGGCUUGUUUUGCUUACCCAGGGUUUUAGGAUGGUGGUCUCGGCAGCCAGUCUUGGUGACUCAGUCCACAGCAGUAGUUCCAGUGAGAACUAAAAAACGUUUCACACCCCCUACCUAUCAACCCAAGUACAAAUCAGAGAAGGAGUUUGUAGAACAUGCCCGGAAAGCAGGACUGGUCAUACCUCAUGAACGUUUGGAGCGCCCCAUACAUCUAGCCUGUACAGCUGGUAUCUUUGAUGCCUAUGUUCCUCCUGAGGGUGAUGCCCGGAUAUCAUCUCUUUCUAAGGAAGGACUGGCACAGAGAGCUGAGCGACUGAAGAAGAAUGUGGCCUCACAAUUGUCAAUCCGCAAGAUAAGAGAAAGUGAUCCUAAUUUUAAAAUUAAGGACUUCCCUGAAAAAGCCAAGGAUAUCUUCAUUGAAGCGCACCUGUGUCUAAACAACUCAGACCAUGACCGGCUUCAUACCUUGGUAACCGAAAACUGCUUUCCGGAUAUGGUCUGGGACAUCAGAUACAAGACUGUCCGGUGGAGCUUCGUAGAAUCUUUAGAGCCACCCCAGGUGGUGCAGGUUCGCUGUUCGAGUCUGCUGAACCAGGGCAACAUCUAUGGCCAGGUCACCGUCCGCAUGCACACUCGGCAGACUCUGGCCAUCUAUGACCGGUUUGGCCGGUUGAUGUAUGGACAGGAAGAUGUGCCCAGGGAUGUCCUGGAGUAUGUUGUCUUUGAAAAGCACCUGGUGGACCCUUAUGGGAGCUGGCGAAUGCAUGGCAAGAUCAUUCCCCCAUGGGCACCCCCUAAGCAGCCCAUCCUUAAGACGGUGAUGAUACCUGGCCCCCAGCUGAAACCCUGGGAAGAGUUUGAAGAGCCACAGGGAGAGGUCCAUAAGCCUCAGCCUGCGUGACGGCGAAAUGACUCCUGAGGUGAAGCGUGGGUGAUGAGAUGGCUGGAAGCUGUGAAGUCUAAGAAUCUGGGAGCUGUGAAGUCAUCUGUCUUCUUCCUGCCGUAGAAAGAACUACCUUUGCUCUCUCUUGCUCUGCGUGGCUCUUCUGGGCAGUCUUGUUGUCAGUAACCACUGCUGAUGGCUGGGCCCUGGUAGGUGGGUCCUGUGCACAGCCAUGGACCCUCUUCUUCUUUAAAUCUUAUAUCCAGCUUCUGACUCUGGAUGAGAAACAAUGUGGUUCACAGAGCAUCUGAUUAUCAGUUUUUCCCACAGCAAGAACUGUCAGGAGCACACUGGCUAACUUUCAUUUCUCAUUACAGGGCAGGGAUCAGAGUUUGAAAUAAAACACUGUCAGGUGUUGGACAAAU